AUGACUGCUACGAACGGUGUUUCAAAAGCACCCGGAUGCAUUCCGGCGCCAAACCCCGGGCAAACCUUCUGGCAACAAGAUGGGAACAUUGAAUUCAGCGACUAUCGUUCGACAGAGACCCUUCCAGAGCAGACAGACAUUCUGAUCAUCGGAGCUGGAUACGCAGGUACAAGCACGGCAUAUCAUCUCCUCGCCGAAGGCACGAAGAAUUCUAUAACCAUACUUGAGGCACGAGGAGUCUGCUCCGGCGCGACAGGUCGAAAUGGCGGCCAUUUGCGACCAGAUCUGUACGGCCAUAUCCCAACAUACAUUGAACGGGCUGGUCUAGAGGCGGCAGUGGAAAUCGCCGAGUUUGAAAUCGCGCAUGUCCCUGCUAUGAAGAAGUUUAUCCGAGAGCAAGGCAUUGAUUGCGACUUUAAUCUUUGCAGAUCUAUUGAUGUUUGGUGUAACGAGCAAUCGGCGCAGAAUGCAAAGACUGUGUAUGGUCAGAUGGUUGCUCAUGGAUUGAGUUAUAUGGAGGACGUGGUUUUUUAUACUGGGAAGGAAGCAGAAGGUAUAUCUGGCGUCAAAGGUGCAAAGGCCUGCGCAUCAUACACGGCGGCCUCCAUGUCACCAUACAAGUUUAUUAUACAUUUGACCAAGUUAAUUCUCGCCAGUGAGCAAGUAAAUUUGCAAACACAUACACCGGCGGUAUCAAUUCUGCCGGAUCCAUCAGGCGGGUAUACAGUCGAUACUUCUCGUGGUAAAAUCCAUGCCGACACAAUCAUACAUGCCAAUAAUGCAUACGUCUCGGGGCUUCUCCCAGAAUACGAAAAGAACAUCAUCCCCUGCAAAGGCAUAGCAUGCCACAUUGCUGUUCCGGACGGCACGAAAGCCCCUCUCCUAAAUAAUUCAUACAUCAACCGCACCGAGGAUAACACACUUUCAUACUUGAUCGGACGAAACGACGGGGGCAUUGUUGUCGGCGGUGCUGCUGCGAAAUUCAAACCGUUCAAAUAUCAAUGGUACAAUAAUGUCGACGACAGCAUUCUCAUUGACGCUGCGAAAGAUUAUUACAAUGACUAUAUGCAACGAACUUACCACGGAUGGGAUAACAGCGGCGCAGCAGUGCGUCAGAUUUGGAGCGGCGUCAUGGGAUAUUCGUAUGAUUCGCACCCACAUAUCGGAUCUGUGCCAAAUAAGCCUGGCCAAUAUAUCAAUGCCGGUUUCAAUGGACAUGGAAUGCCUGUUAUUUGGCUUUCUGCGAAAGGAUUGGCGAAGAUGAUUGCGCAUGGUGCACCGUUUGAGAAGUGUGGUAUACCACGGCUGUUUCAAACGUCGCAGCUUCGAAUUGAUCGGGCACAGAAUGGCACUGAAGGGAAAGGAGAUAUCUUAGGCACUGCAUCGUUUGGGGCAACCAAGCAAUGA
Messenger RNA from Talaromyces rugulosus, 1407 nucleotides. RefSeq lists its product as uncharacterized. Lineage: Eukaryota; Fungi; Ascomycota; Eurotiomycetes; Eurotiales; Trichocomaceae. The coding region runs from base 1 to 1407 and encodes 468 amino acids. The record is from RefSeq and is a predicted model, not a curated record. Gene Ontology annotation, cellular component: cytoplasm. Gene Ontology annotation, molecular function: oxidoreductase activity. The transcript has 2 exons.